This is a messenger RNA of Schistosoma haematobium, 2526 nucleotides long. RefSeq lists its product as uncharacterized. Bases 680 to 2155 code for a protein of 491 amino acids. The record is from RefSeq and is a predicted model, not a curated record. Gene Ontology annotation, biological process: DNA integration. The transcript has a single exon. Lineage: Eukaryota; Metazoa; Platyhelminthes; Trematoda; Strigeidida; Schistosomatidae. Gene Ontology annotation, molecular function: nucleic acid binding.
UUGUGUACAGUCAAACAGAAACAGAUCACAUCAAGCAUGUGGAAGCGGUCUUAAAGCGAAUUGACGAAUUUGGACUUCGGAUUAAUAAGGACAAGUCGCAGAUAGCGAAAAGUAGCGUCACAUUGUUGGGACAUAAAGUGGGAAAUGGAGAAAUAAAACCAUUGCCGGAGAAAAUUCUUACCAUAAAAAAUAUUGCAGUACCUAAUUCGAAAAGGAAGUUGAGACAGUUCCUGGGAAGAGCGGCGUUCUACAGUCGGUUUGUCAAGAAUUUCAACGAAAUAGCAGCACCCUUAUAUAAGUUAUUGAGCAGCACCAAGUUUACGUGGACUGAGACUGCCGAACAAACGUUCAACCCAAUCAAAAACAUGCUAGACGAUCGCCAGAUGACGCUCAGACUGCCUGAACCGGGAAGACUGUUUACAGUGGCCACAGACGCGAGUGAUCAUGGUAUAGGUGCUGUGUUGAGUCAGGCUGAUAGAGUGGUGGAAUACGCGAGUCGUGUCCUCACACCCGCUGAACAGAAGUAUUCAACCAUCGAAAAGGAGUGUUUAGCAAUCGUGUGGGCAGUGGAAAAAUGGAGACCGUACCUUUUAGGUAGACGAUUUCACAUUGAGACCGACCAUAAACCCCUGCAGUGGUUGAAAACAGCAAGAGACCCCGAGGGAAGUUGGCGCGAUGGAUGAUACGCCUACAAGAAUACGACUUCAGUAUCGGCCAUGUUCCAGGAAAAGAAAACGUAAUGGCGGAUUACUUGUCAAGACCAGACAUGGAAGCCGACCUGCCAUUAACAGCAUACGCGGUGAAUAGUUUAGAGGGAGACCCAUUAGAACUCGUCCGGCAGCAGAAAGCUGACCCUAACCUUCGAGAGGUAAUCAGAGUGAUAAAAGAGGGAGCAGACGUAGAUAAACGAACAAUGGACAAGGAGGUAAUAACGCUGCUUCGGCAAAAGGAACGACUGAGAGUGAACUCAUAUGGAGUCCUGACCUGGCAGGACGAUGAUGAGAAUUGGGUGGCGGUGAUCCCGAAAGACUGGCGGCGUAAAGUGAUACACGAGUGUCACCAGGUAGCACAUACAGGCAUCGCAAGAACGACGGACUUACUACGACAAAGUGCAUACUGGCCGAGCAUGAGAGACGAUGUGGCUGAAUACGUGUUAACCUGCCAGCAGUGUCAGCUAAUGAAAAGCGAUCGAUACAGACAACCGCCAUUACAGUCAAUCCCAGUAACCGCAGUCGGUGAUCUAUGGUCGGUGGAUGUGAUGGGACCGUUUCCACAGACGGCGAGCGGUAACCAGUAUCUGUUAGUGAUGACGGAACAUGCUACACGUUGGGUAGAUGCCGUACCCAUUGCAGACCAGCGGUCAAGGACAGUGACCGAGGUGGUAAUCCGGCAUAUUGUAGCGUGUCACGGAAUACCGAAGAUGAUAUUAACUGACCAGGGUCCCUGUUUUGAAAGUGACGAGUUUAAAGCCCGUUUAAAGCAGUUUGGCAUCAAGAGAAUACGAACUACACCGUAUCAUCCUCAGACAAACGGGCUUACAGAGAGAAACAAUCGAACGUUAAAGGAAUGGUUAGCAUCAAAAGGAGGAAAUUGGGAGAAAGAGUUACCAUUGAUUUUGCUGGCACAUCGUUCCUCCACACAAGGAACAACCAAGAAGUCACCUUUCUUGCUCAUGUAUGGCAGACAACCACGACUUCCAAUGCAUAAUAAGACCUGGCCACAACAACAGAAGUGGACGACAACAAGGUUAAGAAAAGAGAGGAGAGAGGCAAUAGGGAACGUGGAAAAGAAACAAAUAUCAGACACAAAGAAGGCAGAACAACAGAGGAGAACGUGGAAACCCUUUGCAGUGGGGGACCUAGUAAAGUGUAGAGAACGAAAAAGUAACAUAGCAGGGUCGGGGAAGCUGGCCCCAAAAUGGGAAGGACCGUAUGUUAUCACGGAGAGACGCGGCUCGGUCUACACGAUCCGGAGAGAAGACAAGCAGAAGCGCGUAAAUGCUAGUCAACUACAGAGAUGGUUUCAAGAUCAUCAUGGGUGUGAAUCACGAAAAGCACCAAAGAACACAGCGGUACGGAGAUCAGAAAGACUACGACAGCAACUUGUUAAAAGGGGGGACGAGUGUGGUGCGUGCUACUUAUAUUGGUAUAAGUAGUAUAUAACGUGAGUCAAAAGAACGUAACGUCUGGCAGCAGAAGAUGGAGAAGAUCAAGAAAAGAAGAGCGAGAAAACAAUGGAAUUUGUAAGAAAUCGCAUGAACAAUGAAAUGCGAGACAAUGGAUUGAGGUUUGCAAAAGCAACAGUCCGGUUUGAUAUGAUAGAACAAUAUUUUGCAAAUUAACGAUUUACUAUAUGGUUUUUCUAUUUUACCAAGUAAUUCUGUAAUUUGUCCUAAAUACAAUUUGGUUGUCCUUACCCGUGUUCUCCUUCACUACAGUAGGAGUAUAAGCAGUAAUCGGAAAGAUUAAGAUAUGAUAUUAUUCAAGGAGUAUAAUCCAGUGAAAUUAACUUGGAAAGAGGAAAAAA